Molecule: messenger RNA, 4516 nt
Organism: Vespa mandarinia (Asian giant hornet)
Lineage: Eukaryota; Metazoa; Arthropoda; Insecta; Hymenoptera; Vespidae
Product: piggyBac transposable element-derived protein 4-like
Source: RefSeq, a predicted model, not a curated record
AAAAAAUAUGAUAAAAUAAUAGAGAUAAAUAGAUAUGGUGUAUCUGUUUUCUCCUUCUUCGUUCUCUCAUGAUAUUUAUUGUGAUAAAGAAACUAUGUAUAAAAACAAUUUCGAAAGAAUCGAAUAUAAUCGAAUUUUCGAAUAUAAUCGAUAUUUGAAUAUCGAUCAUGGAUAGUGAUCAAUGAAUAAAUAAGCCUUCAAGUAAAUUGCAUCAGAAAAUGGUUUCAUGGAUGACGAUGGAUGCAUUGAACACAACAUUAUGCUCCAGUUGGUGAUCGCAAAUGUACAUCAGGAGAGGAAAAAAUGCGCGAUAACAUUACUGGAUUUGUCUAAUGCCUUUGAGUCAAUGUCACAUCAGACAAUAUUUUGAACUGAAAAUAUGUUAAACUGGACAGGACUAAAUGACUCGAGAAUUAUCACAAUACAACGCCUUUAAACCGGUACGUGACAGACCACGUGAAUCUACGGAUGAAAGACUUCAGUAGUUCUUCGACCGCACGGAAGAAGUAGCCAACUUGUAUUCAACACAAAGUAGGUCUUUUAUUCAAUAUACGGAAAUUUACUUCACAUUAAUAAACGCAACUACAUAGCUCUCCUAAUAACCUUUAAUAUUCAAAAAUCAUCGAAAUUAUUAAUAAAGCAGCUAUUAGCCAUAUAGCCGUUUCAGAGCAUCUAUUGAGUUUCACAUAACGUAAUCGGCGAUAUAAGAACUAGAUAUAAUGAACAACAAUAUAAACCAAGUCGAUUAUUUGUACCAUGUGAGCAAAAAAACCACAUACCAUGUGAUGUGAUUUGUACAUUUAUUCUAUCAUGCAUCUCAUUCCACCUGAAGAAUGGAAUAGUCUGAAGGAAGUCAUUAAUGAUACUGGACAAGCAGAUCAAAGCAACCGGUAAAAUAUGGCUCAAUCUUCGGCAAAAGCGAAAAUAUGUCUCAAUCACUAAAUGAGGAAUAAAUGUGCUAUCAAUCAACGUCCUAACAGAUUAUCUCAUAGCUCUCACGGCUAUCCAGCAGUCUAAGCCCACUUUUGAUUAUCAUACUCCUCAAAAGUGUAAUUAUAAUAUGAAAGUUAAAUUAUAAUAUAAGUGUAACAGAUGUUGCAUGGUAGCAUGAAGGUGGAACUUUCGAACGAGUCCAUAGAAAUCAUUAACAAAUAGACCCGCCUAAGUAAUGUGACUAAAAAAUUAUCUUGUAGGAUGAAUGUCCACUAGUCAACGUCAUCAAAGCCUCAACAACAAACUCCUCAAUCCAGGCUUCUCUCCAAAACACGAUCCACAGAUAUUAUCGUAAUCAACUACUUGCUAAAUCGGACCAGAGAAAGAUAUACGAGGUCAUGUUAGCAGCAACUCUACUGAAUCACUUUGUUCGAAAUGGGAGCUUUUGCUGAUUUGCAGACCGGUGUUUCAUUCACCGCAUCUAUCUUGACUGUCUGCUGCUGAAAUGAGACUUGACGCUUGAAAAUAAUAACAAGAAAUGCCGGAAAUGUAAUGUGAUUAAUGAGAAAUACUGUUACACGUGAUCUCACCAUUACAAAUCUAAUCUAGUCGCUGUCAUAAAACAGUACAAUGCCGUUCUAAAUUGAAUAAUAAAGGCCUUUAAUACUUUUAAACAAACAAUAAAAACAAUGAUAAAAAUUAAUUAAACGUCAUUAAGAUUUGCAAAAGAUAAUAUGAUCUCGUUUUCAUUCAGCGAGAGAUUACAGAAGAUCGACAUUACAUCCCCAUUUGAGAACCGCUACGCCGCAUUAGAGACAGCUCGUUAAUUGAAUAAAAAAGAAUAUGAAAUGGUAACUAACAAUUUCCAGCAGCAAGCUUUCAAGAUAAAACUGAAAAGCUUCAUCGUCGGUGCAUUAAGCAGCUGGAUUCCCUACAAUAAAAUAAUCUUACUGACAGUGGGGAUCAACAUGUCCUAUAUCAGGCUAAUGAGGAAACUAAUGUGCAAUGAAGCCAUAGAGUGGAGCUGUGAUAUCGAUAUCGAGCACGUAACUGGUAAAGAGAUAAUAUUAAAAUAAAAAAAGGAGAAACUCACAGAUACUCCUAGCGAUCAGAGCUAUGAAAAACCAUAAACAGGACUGAAUAUGUUAGAAGAUUCAAGAAAUGACGGUAUUGUAAAGAUGGCCAGUGAAGAUGCUUCGAUGAUUGGCUACGUCAUCGAUAUUCGCUGAGCGCAUUCAUUGGUCAGCGAAUCGUUAUGUGAUUGGUCAAUAUGCAUUGGUAUACCUUCUGGUAACUGUAUGUUUAUUCUUCCUGGCACCUUCAAUGCUCUGCUACAAAACAGAUGAAUUGAGGUUAGAUCAGUUAGACGAUUUACGAAUUUGUGUAUGAUGUAUUUCUCGUUUUAACACUGUGUCGUCCGGCGAUACCACAGUGGUGUCGUGCGCAAAAUAACAGUCAACAGCCGGUGACACCACUGUGGUGUCGUGCGCAAAAUAGCGGCUAACACUUUAGUAUCUUUUUCAUUCUAUUGGUGUUUUGUUUAGGUAACAAUAAGUUACAUACGUCAACAAGUUUUUUGUUUUUAUAAAUACUUAUACCCUUUCAUCAUGGCAGACGAAAGAAACGAUACGAUUAUUUACGAUGAAUGCGCGGACGUCUUGUCUGAUGUUCCGGACGAUUGGGAAGAAGACAAUGGAUAUCAAAAAAAUGAAAGUGAAGCAGAAUCGUCGGAAGAUAGAGAAAUACCUACAAGAAGAAUUCGGCAAACGCUACAAUUGCCAACUGAUUCAGAUGAAUCAGACGAAGAAGACAGUGCACAGUGGUCAGACUUUGAUUUACCGAGGACCAAUAAUAAAUUUGAAGGAUCUCCGGGUCCAAACAUAUUUCCCAAAGAUACACAGAGCGUCGAGGAUAUCGUAGAAUUAUAUAUUGGGAACGAUCUAUUUGAAUAUAUUAGCAAUGAAACCAACAAGUACUACAGUCAAAAUUGCAAUAGAAGGAAACUGAAUAAAAAAAAUGCCAAAUUUGUGGACGUUACGGCAUCCGAACUUAGAAAAUGGUUUGGGCUUGCUAUACUUAUGGGUAUUAUAAAAAAAUCAAGGAUCGAUGAUUAUUGGUCAACGAAUCCGUUGAUAGACACACCGAUAUUUCACAAAACGAUGUCCCGCAACCGAUUCAGACAAAUAUUAUCAUUUUUACAUUUUUCCGACAACAACAAUAAACCGGAUAAUGCCAAUCGGCUUUUCAAAGUGCAAUUCGUAAUUGAUUAUUUUUCCAAAAAGUUUAAAGAAAAUUUUAAUUUAAGUCAAAACAUCUCAAUUGAUGAAGGAAUAAUACCGUGGCGUGGACGGUUAAAUUUUAAAGUUUACAAUCCGUCGAAAAUUACGAAAUAUGGCAUACUCAUUCGGAUGCUGUGUGAUUCGAUUACGGGAUAUAUUUCCUCAUUCAAGAUAUACUCCGACGUUGGACAGCCUUUAGCUAAAACAAUGAUAGAAUUAUUAGCACCUUCUUAUGGAAAGUGGCAUCACCUCUACAUGGAUAAUUAUUAUAAUAGUGUAGAACUUGCAGGGAAUUUACUUGAAAAGAAAAUCCGAGUUUGUGGAACGAUACGACAAAAUAGAGGAUUUCCGGAAAAAUUAAAGCGCGUAAAUGUCAAUGUAUUUGAAGCUUGUCAUCAACGGAAAGGUGAAGUACUCGCACUGGUAUGGAGAGCUUCGCAAACUAAAAUGAUACGAAUGAUCUCUACAAUACAUAAUGCCACUUUAACUAACACUCAAACAAAAUGUAGAAAAACCAAUUACACAAUAAAAAAACCUGAAAGUGUUUUAGACUACAACAAAUAUAUGAAAAAAGGGGAUCGGGCAGACCAAUAUUUGAAUUAUUACCCUAUAUACAGAAAAACUAUAAAAUGGUCAAAAAAGGUUUGCAUGUACCUCUUUAAUUGCGCAUUAUUUAAUGCAUUUCAUACAUAUCAAUAUUUUAAUACAGAACACAAAAGUCUCCGAUUUCACGACUUUUUAUUGAAAGUGUCUGAUUCGUGGAUAAAAUACCAUGUACCUGCUUCUGAGCAAAACUUGGAGGUUGCUAUUACAUCGCGUAAGUCUCAUUAUGAUCCGGUUGACAGACUUUCUGGUCACAUAAAGCAACACCAACUAGUACUUAUUUCCGAAACGAAUAAACGAAAACGAAGAAACUGCCACGUAUGUUCCAAAAAUAAAAAAAGAAGAAUAACAAACUUAAUGUGCAAGUCUUGUGGAGUUGCGUUACAUCUUGGAGACUGUUUUGCUGCAUACCAUACGAAAGAAAAAUACUAAGUACCAAAGAAAAUGCAAAUAAACAAAUAUAUAUAACAAACAAAUUUUGUAUUUAUUUAAGUAUGUAUAUCUUCGAAAUUUCAUGAAAGUAGGGGAACAGGGUUGAGAAUUUAUGAGAACUAACGAUGAGAUUAGUAAAACUUAAUAAUUUAUAAUCUCCCGAUAAUGUCAAAAACGGCCGGCGACAAGCUAAAUAAUCCGAAUUAGCGCUGCCGGCGCCAAGCGAAUAAAUUUUUACGAGACGUGCGGACGGCAAAGUGUUAAUAUAU